AAAACAAACAAACAAACAAAAAGAGAGAAAACGAAGAUAUCUGAGACCCGCCCCAAGUCCCAUCGGUCAGUCUGGCUUCGGCCUUCGUGGAGAGAGGAUCUGUACCGCCCCUCGCUCCGCCCCCUUCCAUAGUGUAUACCUAUUAAUUAAGCUACGAAAAGUAUACAUAUGUGCGUGUGUGUGCGUUUAUAUUCACGUACAUGACCCCCGUGUGUACGUAAACUUUGUGCGGAGUGAAGGAAGAAAACGAAGCAAGGAAGAAAGAAAGAAAGAUAGAAGAAAAAAUUAAAGAAAAUGAGAAAAUAGAGAAAGAUAAUUUGAAAGAGAAAGAAAAUUUGAGAGAAAGUGAAAGAAAUAUUAAGUAAAAUAAUAAUAAUAAUAAUAAAACAAAGAAAAUAUAAAUAAAAUAUAUUAAUAGAUAUUGAAAUUCUGUGAUAGUAGUAGUUAUAGUAGUAGUAGUGGUAGAAAAAUAGUAACUUGUACCGUAUAUAUAUUACUAGCAAGACUGUGAUAGUAGUAGUAGUAGUAGUAGUAGUAGUAGUAGUAGUUCAGGGUCCAGUGCAGUGAAAAAGUCCACAAAAGUCCACAUAAACUCAAAACCAGUCCGGGAAAAGUGCAAAAAGUUCAAGAAGGUCCAGGAAAAUUUAAUAAAAGUCCACAAAAGUUCAGGAAAGUUCACAGAGUCCAAGAAGGUCCAGGAAAAUUUAAUAAAAGUUCAGGAAAGUUCACGAAGUCCAAAAAAGGUCCAGGCAAAUAUAAUAAAAGUCCACAAAAACUCAGGAAAGUUCACAAAGUCCAGAAAAGAGUCCAGAAAAGUUCACAAACGUUUAAAAAUCCAGAAAAAGUUUAAAAAUAAGUUCAGGAAAGUCCACAAAAAAGUCCACGAAAGUUUUAAAAAUCCAGAAAAAGUUAAAAAGUUCAGGAAAGUCCAAAUUAAGUCCAGGAAAGUCCACUAACAAGUCCACAUUAAGUUCAGACAAAAUGUUGAACUGGGCCAAGAAACAUGUCCGCCACAAGUCCGCUUCCAAACAGUCCGCAAGAGACGAGGAGGAAGGAGAAGAGAGUCCGGUCAAAGUCCAACCCAGUCCGGAUAAACGAGAGUCCGGUCCGGAUAAACGAGAGCCCGGUGCGGAUAAGUCCAAGUCCAGUCCGCAUAAACGCAAACUGAGCCUCGACAAAAUCAAGUUUGGGUCCCUUCGAGGCAAGCCCAGUCCGGAUAAAUGCAUGGCCAGUCCGGAUGAUCAAGUUUCCAGUCCGGAUACACGAGGGGGAAGUCCGGAUAAAGGCAUGGGUGUGAGAGAGCGAAGCAGCACGAGCCCGGAUUACCGAGGGGCGAGUCCGGAUAACCGAGAGUCGAGUCCGGAUAAACGAGGGUCCAGUCCGGAUAAACGAAGGACCCCGAUUUUUGGGAGGAAAUUUGACUCGUUCAGAAAAUUUGCGACGCUUCGAAAAAAGAGUCAGAGUCCCGAACCGAAGAUGAAGGAGGAGGAGGAGGAGGAAGGAAGAGGAGGAGUGGGGAUGAAAGAGGAAGAAGAGGAGGAAGAAGUGGAGUUGAGGAGUGGAUUUGGUGGUGGUGGUGGUGGAGACAGUAUCAAACCGCGUCCAGCCACAAAAGUCUUCGUUCUACCUCCACUCAACACCACUCAACACCACCUCACCACCACUGCGUCAACACCAGAAUCACCACCCACACCACCACCGCCACGCUCCUCCUUCACCUCCACGGUUUCAUCACCACCACCAAAAGUGUCAUCACCACCGGCUUCAACUCCACUAAAAUUCAACACCAGACCCCCACGUACAAUCUUUCCCCUCCACAACACCACUACCUCCACCUCAUCCACCAUCACCAGGCUGUCAUCACCACCAAAGUCCACCACCACCACCACCACCACCAGCUCAACACCACCGCCUCUAUCACCAAAGCCAAAGGUCUUCAACACCGCUGUCAUCACCACCUCAACCCCAUUUAAACCUCCACCUCCAGCCACCACCAGAAGAGGAGGAGGAGGAGGAGGAGGAGGAGGAGAGAAAAAUAACAAUAAUAUGAAGGAAGAGGAGGAGGAGGAGAAGAAGAAGGAGAAGGAGGAGAAGAAGAGAGAAGAGGAGGAGGAGGACAAGAGGAAGAAGAACAGCCAAGCGACCACCACUACUACUACUACUACUACUACUACUACAUCAACUCCAACUAUCCAGGGUGGUGUAGCAGGCCCUGGAGGUGGUGAUGGUGGUGGUGGUGACCCCUCAUCACCACUCUCAACACCACAAAAAGAAGAAAUGGUGAUGAAGGCGAAAACCCACGAGUAUCCCCUCUUGAAAAUCGUAGAGAAUGGAGAUUUCGAUGGAGGAUUUUGUGAAACGAAUUCUUCCUCUUCUAUCGCUAAUAUCUCCGAGUCUACAGCGAUGGCGAUAGAACCGAAGGAUGGAAAUAGUGCCCAAAGCCUUAAAGUAGAGAUUGAAAGCCUGACCCAGCCCGCAGAAAGCCCAGAAAAGCCUGUAGAUAUGAAAGAAGUGGGGGAGUGCAAAUUAGAAGCGGAUUUGACACCCUCUCACAAAAUCGCUAAUAUCUCCCAAACCACAGCGAUGGAGAUGGAAACAGAGGGUGGAAAUUAUACCCAAAGCCCUAAAGUAGCGAUGGAAAGCCCGACCCAGCCCGUGGAAAGCCUCAGACAGCUGGAAAAGGCAAUAGAAAAAGAGGAAAAUGAGGAAAAAUUAAAAGAUGCAAUGGCGACCCUCUCUGCAAUGUUGCCAGAUCACGACAUCCCAGCUAACCUUACUACAAGUUCUCUAAAUAACGAAACCGGUGCGAAAACAAGCCCCAGCGCACUUGAGAACACUGAUAACGAACAGAUAACGAAAACAACACAUGGUGGGCGUGGUUUCGAUAACGCAGUGAUGCCAAAUCGAGACCAACCUGUAGCUACUAAGGGUUCACAUUUUAUUCUGGCUAAACUGACGGAAGGAGAGAAAAAUGAAGGGAAUGAAAAAAUGGAGAUAAACGGAGGAAAAGGGAGAGAAGGAGAGGAGGGAGAGGGUGAUAAAGAUAGUGGAAAGAUAGAAGAUAAUACCCUGGACCCUCUAGUGAAGAUAGGAGAUGGGGAAACAGGAAUAAAAGGGAGAGAUAUUGAAAAAACGCGAAAAAUCCCUCUGGAAAACAUCACAGAGAAGGAAAUGGUUAAGAUAAUUCAAGAUAAUCAAGAAAGUAAGCAAGAAAAGAUAGAAACCGCCCAGGAACUCACACUAGAUAACGUCAUUGCGGAACUUGAGAACAUCGCGAUUCUAGAUACCGGCCUGAGAACAGAGGAAGAGGGAGAAGAUAGCAAGAUAGAGGGUAAGAUAGAAACCACAAAGAUAGAUAAGAUAGAGACCGCAAAGAUACCGACCACAGACCCAGAGGAAGAUAGCAAGAUACAUAACAAGAUAGAAACCAAUAAGAUACCAACUAAACCCCCAGAAGAUAGCAAGAUAGAUAACAAGAUACCCACUACAGACCCAGAGGAAGAUAGCAAGAUAGAUAGCAAGAUAGAAACCAGUAAGAUAGCAACUACAGACCCAAUGGAAGACAGUAAGAUAGAUAGUAAGAUAGAAACCAGUAAGAUACCAACUAAACCCCCAGAAGAAGAUAGCAAGAUAGAUAACAAGAUAGAAACCACAAAGAUACCAGCUACAGAUCCAGUGGAAGAUACCAAGAUAGAGGGCAAGAUAGAACCCGCCUCUGGAACCCCUGAAAACGCCCAAGAUAUUAAAGAUAGCAUUGAAACCACAAGGAUACCAAGUAGAUACCCAUUUCAAGAUACCAAGAUUGUGGGCAAGAUAGAACCCGCCUCUAGAGACCAUGAAAACGGCCAAGAUAAUGAAGAUAGCGUUGAAACCAUUAAGAAAACAAGAUAUGGAGAAGAAACCAAAGAUAUUAAGAUAGAGAACGCGUUAGUAACCGCUUCUAGAGACCCUGAAACCACUCAAGAUAAAGAAACCAUUAAGAUAACAGCGGAAACCGAGGCACCAGAGGAAGUUAAGAUAGAGAACAAGAUAGCAACCAAGAAAACACUAGAUACCGAAGCCCCAGAGGAAGUUAAGAUAGAGAACAAGAUAGAUACCAGUUCUCAGAUGAUGGAAAUUCCUGUACAUCUUCAAGAAACCGAUAAGAUAGCGAGUAGGGACCCAGUGCAAGAUAGUAAGAUAGAGAGGAGGAUAGAAACCGUCUCUUGGAAGACUGAAACCGCUUUAGAUAAUGAAGAUACCGUUAAGAUAGCCACUACAGACCCAAUGCAAGAUAGUAAGAUAGAGAGGAAGAUAGAAAUUGCCUUAGAAAAUGUAGAAGCCAAAUGUAUAGAGGGAGGGAAGGAGGAGGAGGAGGAGGAGGAGGAGAAGAAGAAGGAAGAGAAGGAGGAGGAGGAGGAGAAGAAGAAGAAGGAAGAGGAGGAGGAGGAGAAGAAGAAGGAAGAGGAAGAGAAGGAGGAGGAGGAGGAGAAGAAGAAGGAAGAGGAAGAGAAGGAGGAGGAGGAGGAGAAGAAGAAGGAAGAGGAGGAGAAGAAGAAGGAGGAGGAGGAGGAGAGAAAACAACAUCAACAACGACAACAAGAGCAAGUCAUCACCACCACCACCACCAUCACCACACCACCAUCACCACCACCACCUCAUCACCACACCACCACCACUACGCCUCCACCUCGCCCGCCCUUCCCCUCCCCGGUCAGACGGAAAACAAGAGGAGGAGGAGGAGGGGUAGGAGGUGGGGUAGGGGGGUCUCUUCCGUCCUCCCCUUCUCUUCCAAGGAAGGGGAGAGCCGCCCCCGCUCCCCCUAUCCCCAUGGCGAGGUCCCUGCAAUCUAUUAAUGACCAGCCACAGAAGUCACCCACCACCACCACCACCACCACCACCGCCUCACCACCAAAAGCCAAGAAAUCCUUAAACCCAUUCUACUCCGACGAAGAAGAGGAGGAAGAGGAAGAGAGGAGGAAGGAGGAGGAGAGGAGGAGGAGGAGGCCUGUCCCUUCCCCUCGAAAGACUAUUCCAUAUAACCCAUUUGAGGAAGAGGAGGAGGAGGAGGAGGAGGAGAAGAGGAGGAGGAGUGCCUUAACCCCAACACAAGGAAGAAGAGAAGAAGGAGGAGGAGGAGGAGGAAGCAACCCCUUUGACUCCGAUGAGGACGAUAAUUCUUCCUCCCUCCUUCCUCCUUCUCCUCCUCCUCCUAAACCUUCCUCCACCAACCCCUUCGGAGAGGAGGAAGACGAGGAGGAAGAGGAGGAGGAGGGAAGACUGAGGAGGGAGGAGGAGGGGAGGAGGUCUCUCUUCCACACCCGCUCCCCCCUGACCAGAGAGGGGGUGAGAGGGAGCCUGCCCCCCCAUAUGAUAGGAGGAAGAGGAGGAGGAGGAGGAGGAGGAGGAGGAGGAGGAGGAGGAAGGAAGAAGAGGAAGGCCCCACUACCUCCACCCCAGACGCCACCAAGAGGAGGAGGAGGAGGAGGAGGAGGAGGAGGGAAGAAGCCCCUCCCCCGCCCCUCCACCUCGCAUGCCCCCACCCCCUCCAAGCAGCCGAAAAUAUUAGAGAAAAUCUGA
This is a messenger RNA of Eriocheir sinensis (Chinese mitten crab), 5559 nucleotides long. Its product is annotated as myb-like protein X. The transcript is spliced from 7 exons. The coding region runs from base 982 to 5559 and encodes 1525 amino acids. The record is from RefSeq and is a predicted model, not a curated record. NCBI's taxonomy places the organism in Eukaryota, Metazoa, Arthropoda, Malacostraca, Decapoda, Varunidae.